Colletotrichum lupini is the source of this 1296-nucleotide messenger RNA. RefSeq names its product biotrophy-associated secreted protein 2. The record is from RefSeq and is a predicted model, not a curated record. The transcript is spliced from 5 exons. Lineage: Eukaryota; Fungi; Ascomycota; Sordariomycetes; Glomerellales; Glomerellaceae. The coding region runs from base 1 to 1296 and encodes 431 amino acids.
AUGCAGAAAUUCUACAGCGACCACAAUUUUCUUCGUCUCCUCUCCACCGAGGCAGGUCGACGACUCUCUAUUCUCCAGCUGGCGGUAGCCCUGGUUCAGGGGCUCGAGAGCGCGUUUAGGCCCUUCUCCAACCUCAGCCUCGACAACCUCACUGGUCCACGCCGCGCCAUGGUCUCUGAUCAUCUGGUCUCAUGGGGUUUCGACGGCAUCAGGAUCGCCGGGUGGCGGUCCCGAAUCUUGACAGCACUACUAUGCAACGAAAAGAGAAAGAUGUUGGUCAUUCAGCUUGCGAUUUCUGGUUGCUCACUUGCUCAGCCUCAGUUGCAGAAACACGGGAGGCAUCAGCAAGCGCGGAGAGCCCUGGCAGACGUGCAGGAGUGUUCGGAUUGUUCUUUUAUCGUCAACGAUGGAGAGACGGGGAACAUACUUAAGAUGGCGGAUUACUUUGACAGUACUUCAUUCUCUUCUUACUCUCAUUAUUACAUCAUGGUUCGCUUCUCCCUUGCCGCAGCAUUCUUCGCUGCUUCUUCCCUUGCAAUUCCCAGUCCCUUGACACCAGACCCAUCUGGUGAUAAGAACGUCGGCAAUGGCAACGGCGUCCAGUUCAUCGGCGGCGCUUGCCUCAACAGUAAAGACUGCGCCUCAACCUGCUGCGCGACUCUAAACGGCGCCGGCAUCUGCUCUGGACUUGGAGCCCAGUUCCAGGCAGGCAAAACAGGAUGCGGCUUCGGUGAUGGUGGUGCUGCUGCAGCACCCGCCGCGUCCCAGGGAGCAGGCCAGGCCGCUCCGUCCAUGGAAGCCGCCGCCGGAAGCGGAGGCGGCGCAGGAUCAGGCACAUCUUCGAACGUCGGCGCCGGUAACGGCCAACAGUUCAUCACGGGGCAAUGUCUGUCUGAUGCGGAUUGCGCCUCGGGGUGCUGUAACGGCCCCAAGGGUGCUUGUGCCGCCAGAGCCGUCGCAACGGAGAAUGGCAAGGCAGGCUGCGGCUUUACGGGUACGGGAGCGGGUGCCGCCACUGGCUCUACUGGAGGCGGCGCGGCGGCUGAGGCUGCCGCUCCGCCCCAAGCUGCUCCGUCCGCAGGUACAAGUGCAGGUUCUGGCGCUGGUACUGGCACCUCUGGUGCUCCUGGCUCACAGAAUGUUGGCAAAGGGAAUGGUCAGCAGUUCAUCACGGGCCAGUGUCUCUCGAACGCGGACUGUGCUUCCGGGUGCUGUGCCGGGCCCAAGGGAGUUUGCUCGGCGACGGCGGUUGCUAAUGAGAGUGGGAAAACUGGAUGUGGAUUUACGGCGGCAUGA